AUGUCCUCAUCCUUCUUACCCUUUGCGACGGGCCUGUUUUCAAGAAAGCGCAAGAACCCCUCGAGGGGAGUCACUGCCGCGACGCCGGCCGUCGCGUCAUUGUCGUCCACGCUCGACGCUCCACGCACCACCCAACCGCGUGACGGCUCGCAGACCUCGUCCAACACGGCAUCGACAACGUCCACCUCAAAAUCCUUCCUCCCCUUCGGUAACCCCGAGACGCACUACAAGCCACGCAAGGUGCCAUCGUUUGACGCGGGCCACUAUUCUCACCACCACCGAGGCGGAGGCGGCGGCGGGUCUCGAAAGCGUGACUCUGCUCCCUUUCAGCAGCAACAGCAGCAGCAACAGCACCGCCCGCUCUCACCGUCAGCCUCGGUCCCACCCACAUUCCUUCACGCCCCCGCUUCACCCUUUCAGCACAACUCGCCCGGCUCGUCGAUCGGGUCGACCAGAUCAUACCCCACGCAGAGCAGCUCAUGGAGUGACCAACAGGAUUUCUUGCCCCAAUGGGAGCGUCCGGCGAUCUGGCGGGCGCCGAGCCGUCGUGACACCAGCCGAUCGCCGCCCGACAGUGGCCCCGCCACUGCUGCGAGCAAUGCCAGCCACGAGGUUAUCCUCGUGCCUCUCCCUUCACCAGCUCCUCUUUCUACUUCAAACUCCAAGAACGGCCUAUCUCCCUACGACGAAGACUCUGAUGAGGCACCUCUCGACGCGCUCGAAGUGCUCGAAAUCUUCUACGAGGAGGCAGUGCCACUGCCGGCUUGGAUGGAGGAGGCGCUGAGGGAGGAGCCGCCUACAUCACCCCCACCUUCCCCCUGGCCCGGUGCUCGAGUUCUCAGGCAGAACACGGGGUGGCAGUAUUUCCGCCGUGCGCUCUCCGACGCCGUCAACGAUCAGAGCAAGCGUCGUUCCAAGCUUCAUACCACCCUCGCCUCGGCAGAGUAUGACCAAUCGCUCUUCUCUUCGUCCCAGAGGAGUGACGUUUGA
This is a messenger RNA of Vanrija pseudolonga, 990 nucleotides long. RefSeq lists its product as uncharacterized. Lineage: Eukaryota; Fungi; Basidiomycota; Tremellomycetes; Trichosporonales; Trichosporonaceae. The transcript has 2 exons. Bases 1 to 990 code for a protein of 329 amino acids. The record is from RefSeq and is a predicted model, not a curated record.